Molecule: messenger RNA, 1419 nt
Organism: Colletotrichum aenigma
Lineage: Eukaryota; Fungi; Ascomycota; Sordariomycetes; Glomerellales; Glomerellaceae
Gene: secG-1
Product: Ankyrin repeat, PH and SEC7 domain containing protein secG
Exons: 1
Coding region: 1-1419 (472 amino acids)
Molecular function (GO): protein binding
Source: RefSeq, a predicted model, not a curated record
AUGGCGAUCGACUUCCAAGACUAUCAUGUCAUCGCAGCUCUUCUCCGCUCCGACAAAGGACUUGCGAAGAUGCCUUUUCGAUCCCCUACGAGCCCGCAUAUCUUCACAUAUCCCAUCCACUUUUCGGCUCAAAUCGCAGCUCGUCGCGACGUUCCCGAGACGCUUACCAUCCCUAAAUUACUCCGCUCAUACGCUGAUGGUGUCAGCGGUAGGGCAUUUUCUCGAGACCACGUGGGGAAAACACCGCUCCAUCUAGCUGUGACUGGCCACUCAUGCGUUGUCUCCGGCUGGAUCCUGGAGGAGAACGUCGAACUAAUGCAGGUCGAGGACGUCUUGGGCCGAACACCCUUGUACUACUGCGCAUCUUCUGCUAACAUUAAUCUGCUUCUAGACAAAGGCGCAGAUUUGAACCACGUCGACAAGAAGGGAGCGACUGCUCUUCAUAGGUUUUGCUAUGCCGGAGCAUCCGAUCUCGUCACUUGUCUCCUCAGGCGGAAACCGAGGCUAGAUGUCAGAGAUGAUAUCUUUGGAACACCACUACACUGUGGGGUAAUUAGCGGCACUAUCGACGUGGUUAUGGCCCUGGUGGAAGCAGGUGCGCCACUCAACGCUACCGACAUGAAUGGAAAUACAGCCGUUCAUGUUGCAGCUAAGCUCAACCGACAUAACACUUUGCGUGUAUUGAUCCAACACGGAGCGGACAUCAGCUUACGAAACAUCUACGGGCGGGAUCAGAAGGCCAUCUCUCUCUGUGCUGCGAAAGGGUUCAGUAUCCUGAAUAUCUUACAUCAUGAGGGCAGAGACGCUCAUGAAAGCCAGUGGAUCCUCAAGAACGUCAAUGAAGAUGAGAAGACUUCUGGGCUCGGAAAAACGCCAACAGGCAAUGUGUCCCCAGACUUUCUCUGGGAAGGAGACUCCAUGUCCGUCGCGGAACCGGCCGACUCGACGAAUAUGUGGCAAAAUGCGGAUGAGGACGUCUACGUAUACGGAGAACAGAGGAAAACAUACGAUCAACAGAAAGAGAAGUUGGAGAAGCUUGAUCAAAUCACCAGUACUAUCACACGAUAUCUCCCGAGCAUAUACCAGGAUCGCGAGGCUAUCACAGUUCUGGUCACCCUGCUUUCCGUCUUCUUCGAUGACAUCAUAUGGCAACCGGGCAUUGCAAGCCGGAUAAUUGAAGUCAUCGCGAGGGCAGCUCAUGACUUUGCGUACAUCAUACACUAUUAUGUCGAGAAGGCGAGACGUAUGCGGCAGCGCGUCGAAGCAUGGGCUAAAUUUCUAACCACGCAUGACGGGAUCCGUCUGAAGGAAAACGCACAGUUGGACUGGUUUUGGUCCCAUAUGGAAGCCAACGAUCCUGUUGGAGCACUUGAGCAAGAGGGCAAGGAGCCAGAGUAUUGGCCAAACAACAAGAUAUGA